Molecule: messenger RNA, 3692 nt
Organism: Anolis carolinensis (green anole)
Lineage: Eukaryota; Metazoa; Chordata; Lepidosauria; Squamata; Anolidae
Gene: rtn1
Product: reticulon 1
Exons: 9
Coding region: 171-2402 (743 amino acids)
Biological process (GO): brain development; endoplasmic reticulum tubular network formation; neuron differentiation
Cellular component (GO): neuron projection; postsynaptic density; endoplasmic reticulum membrane
Source: RefSeq, a predicted model, not a curated record
AGAGACAGACAGAGAGAGAGAGAGGAAGAGGAGCCCGACAGUCGCUCUGCUCCCCUCCUCCCGGCCCACCGCCUCUGCCCAUCACCCCAGCACCAGCCUCCUCCUCCUCCUCGUCUUCUUCCCUCCUGCCUCCACCAUUCGCCAGAAGCCGCAUCUCCUCGCCCGGAGAGAUGUCUUCCCCGCCGGGCCGCCCCAUCUCCGGGGAGCAUCGGGUGGGCGACGGGGCGGAGGACGAGCCUUUCCCGCCUUUCCCGCCUUUCCCGCCUCGCCCCCCGCAGCAGGAGCCCCCUCCUCCCGUUCCCAUGGCGACCGCAUCCACAGGAGGCAUGGCAUCCUCUCAUUUCUAUGAUUACAGUUCUUCCAAGACAACAGAGAUGGGCAAUGGCUCUUUCUAUACCUCCCUGAUCUCCGAUGACCUCUAUACAUCUCCCCAAGAUUCGUCUUACUUCACUGGAAACCUGUCCAAAGGGAGAAGCUAUGUUAGUGCUUCGGACAGCACCGAAGGGUUCCUCACCCAGGAUGGGAAUCCCUUUGAGUCCCGUGGCUUGUUUAGCUCGGAUUCAGGAAUAGAGAUGACUCCGGCAGAAUCCACUGAUGUCAACAAAACCUUCGCUGACCCCAUGGAGCAGAUGAAAUCAGAAGCUUAUAAAUACAUGGACAUGAGUCGAUCAGAAGAGAUCAAGUGCCAGGAGAGAUAUGGAACAGGUCUUGGUGAUGUAGGCCCUCCAGGCUUGAUGGAGAAAUGGCAAGAGAACGUGACUGAACCUAAAGGGACAGCUUCCGGAGGGAAAUAUGCCACCAAAGAGCCAAGUUUGGGUGAGAAGUCAACUUUUGGUGGCUAUCAAUACUCUCCUUUAGCAGGAGCACCAGUCAAGAUUUCAGUGACUGAAACAGAAACCAUUGAGGCAAAGAGAAAGGCUACAGAGAAACAAGAUACAGGACUCAAACCAGGCAAUGAAGUAGUGCCCAUGGUGAUGGUGUCUGAACCCGAAGAUGAGAGUCCAGGCUCCAUUACACCACCAUCUUCAGCUACAGAACCAUCUGGCUCAGAGUCCCAAGGCAAAGGGAGCAUGUCUGAAGACGACUUCAUUAGUGCCGUUAGAGAGGCCAAAGGCUUCUCCAGCGAAAGCCCUGAAGGCCAGAGAUCUCCAAAUGUUGCAUCUGGAAAACAGGAUCCUAAAAUCAAGAUGCCAGAACGUCCACCUGGUGGGCCUCCUUUGGAUAAUGAAGUAAGUAGCGCUGAAUCUGGUGAUUCUGAGAUUGAGCUGGUCUCAGAAGACCCACUGGCUGCGGAAGAGGUUCUCCACUCCAAUUACAUGUCCUUCAGCCACGGUGGAGGACCUCCUCCUUCCCCAGCAUCUCCUUCGAUACAGUACAGCAUUCUGAGGGAGGAACGUGAGGCCGAACUGGACAGUGAACUCAUCAUUGAAUCAUGCGACGCUUCCUCCGCCUCUGAGGAGAGUCCAAAGCGAGAGCACGAUUCGCCUUUGAUGAAGCCUAUCAUUAUGGACAUAAUACAGGAGGAAAACUACUCCAGAAACGAAAGUGUCGGGGCCUCCAAUUACAAAGUCAGUAGCUUGAAGGAGAGCAGGAUGAACAAGGAGAACCUGGCAGACUCUGCCUCCUACUUGAAGUGCUCAUUUGGUGCUUCCAAAGUUCAUGGCCACCCAAGUUCCUCCUUGGCCAUCGGCACUGAAGAGAUAAAGGACAGAGUGUCUCAGAAGAAGUCAACUGAGGUGACAUCUGCUGUUACGGCAAGCAAACCACCAUCCAAGGGCUCGUUGACUAGAAGUCUCUGGUCUGCUCCACCACUGCCAUUUUUAAACAAGCAAAAAGCGAUUGACCUGCUCUACUGGCGCGACAUCAAGCAGACGGGCAUUGUGUUUGGGAGCGUCCUGCUGCUGCUUUUCUCCCUGACCCAGUUCAGCGUCGUCAGCGUCAUCGCCUACCUGGCGCUCGCAGCGCUCUCCGCCACCAUCAGCUUCAGAAUCUACAAGUCAGUCUUACAGGCUGUGCAGAAAACCGAUGAAGGCCACCCGUUCAAAAGCUACUUGGAAAUGGAAAUGUCUCUCUCCCAGGAACAGAUUCAGAAAUAUACAGAUUGCCUCCAGUCGUACAUGAACUGCACAGUCAAGGAGCUCAGGCGACUUUUCCUGGUCCAGGAUCUGGUGGACUCCUUAAAAUUUGCAGUACUAAUGUGGCUGUUGACCUACGUUGGAGCUCUCUUCAAUGGCCUAACUCUUCUGAUAAUGGCCGUGGUCUCAAUGUUUUCCCUACCUGUUGUAUAUGACAAGUACCAGGCACAGAUUGACCAGUACUUGGGACUUGUGCGGACUCACAUAAAUACUGUUGUGGCAAAGAUCCAAGCAAAAAUCCCAGGAGCGAAGCGGAAGGCUGAGUAAAAAGCAGCACGUAUCCAUCAACUACAAGAGUGAAUGAUGAGGGAGUCUGGGAUGAAAACAGCUCUGUUCUUGCUUUCGACUUAUUAUAAUUUAUUGUUCCUUUACCUCUCUAUCUCUGUCUCUCUCCAUGGGUGAAGGCAGAUGUUGCAAAGGAAGGGACUUGCCCCUUAGUCACCGGGUGAGCCGGGUUUCAGACUGGCUCCGCAAUUGAAAUGCCUUGUGCGGAUGCCAGGACAUCAAACACUCUCCGGGAUGCCUGUCUUGCACCUUCUUCCUCCUGUGUAGUAUCUCAGAUUGGCUGUGUGACAUCCUACAAAAGAGAAAGAGAGGGUGAGAAAGAGGAGCAUAUGAAUUUUCGUAUGUUUCUGUUCAUUAAUCGCCAGUUUAACAAUAAUAGAAAGCAGCCAACUAGCCAGUUUGGCAAACCUGUUUUCUCCCCUGGAGAGGAACGGCGUGUUUACACUGAGCGCGGCGAAAAUGUUCCAUGUUUGUCCCCACUGCUCUCAACAUGUGUCACAUCUGUCUUCACCCCUCUCUCUUUCAAACACUAGGAUCUCAGAGAUGUGAAACGAUGAAGCAGCUGUCCUUUGAUUUCCCCCGACUCUCCCUCUCUUCCUCCUGCUGUUUCUGUACUCUCUCUCUUAGACUAUUUGCAAUCAUGUGUGUCGAGCACUAAAGUAUAGUAAAGAGAAAAGUGUUCUAGGUGUGGUUCUUGUGUUGCUUCUCAAGUGCAUGAUGGUAAGAGCCUAAACUGCUAUUGAACUUUCUUAUUUUUCAUUUUCUAGUGCUUCUACUACUACUCUUACUUCUAUCGGCAUCGCUUCGAUAACUUUUAAUGUUACAUGUGGCUAGGGCUUUCCUGCUUAGUGCACUGAUGCAGUUUUGGCUUCUAUGUCCACUGGGUUUGCUGGUUGGGAUUAUCUUUACUAACUGUCUAGAAUCGUAGACUGAGGUCUUUCGGUGUUGUUUCUUGUUUCUUUUCAGCACAAGUGACAAAAAAAAAACAUACACAAAUAACGGGCAAUUGGUACUUCUAUGGUUAUACUCCAUUUUGUAGAACUCUUUCAAAGGAAAUUCAAUAGAAACCAACCCACCCAGUACUUUUUCUUUGGUUGUUCUCGAGGGAUCCAUGGGCUGAUUUACAUGUAUGGGAACUGAAGACUUCCGGCUUGUAACAUGUAUCACAAAUUUGUAUGACAUUCUCUGUAGGACUUAAUUAUGGACUCUAAAUAUUUGCACUUAUGUACUUGAUACCGAAUGCAGAAAUAAAUGUUACUAAAUGUUAAAAAA